UGGGAAACAUUUCUUUUCAUUGUAGAAUCAGGAGAAAGGCAAUAUAUAGUUGAAAUUUUGAAUAGGUACUGCAAUUUAGAGCAUUGUUAUGUUAAAUGCAAGGAAAUGCCAUGCAUUGAUUUAUGUUAUCAUUUAUAUAAAUGCAACUGCCCUGACAAUGACAAUGGCUUUUUAUGCAAACAUAUUCAUAAGGUACAUAGCAUGUGUACAAGCUACAGAAAUGGGGAUGAAUGUGGGGAAUCUAAUGAGACACUAUUUGUCAACCCACAGCAAGACUCUUCUCAGUCCCAAAAUGCCCCCGUUGAUCCAGAAACUCAAUAUAAGCAGAUAAAGAAACUUAUGCAGCAGAUUGAUAGUCAGCUGGAACAUUCAAAGGUCAGGGAAAUGAGAUUUCAAACUAUACUUCAGACAUUUCAAGCAAUAGCUGCUGGUAAUGAUGCAUGUAUCAACCUUUCAGAAGACACAGGGAAGCUCAAGGAGACUGAGAAAAUUUCAGGCAAUGCCAAUAAUAUUAUACAGCCUAGAUUUCAUACUACAGAAAAGAAAAAGGGAAGACCUAAAAAAGCUCCAUUGAGAAAACCAACUGAAGAGGAAAAGGAACGUUUGUUGAAUCAUCAAGACUUGCCACAGCCACCUUUAGAAGCACCUGUAAACACACCCUUACCAUCAGUUGCCCCAUACCCUCCUUUGAGAUUGGUGCACCCUGCCCCUUCCACCUCUACACAGCUACCUAGCACACCAGAACAACCAUUGUUUGAAGUGAAUGGUCAGAUGGGACUGCAGCCGUGGAUGAGAGUGCCACCAUCACUGAUGGGGAGAAGGAUCAAAGUCAAGACAAAGGAUGGGAAAACUCAAGUCUUGAUAUUCACAAAAGGAGUCGCGGAUACCGAUACAAAUAAUGAUGGUCACUAAGACUCGGAUUUAAAAAUAUGAAAUACAUUGUGAAAUUAUUUUUUUCUUUAAAUUUAGUCUAAGGUUAUA
Messenger RNA from Saccostrea cuccullata (small rock oyster), 981 nucleotides. RefSeq lists its product as uncharacterized. The record is from RefSeq and is a predicted model, not a curated record. NCBI's taxonomy places the organism in Eukaryota, Metazoa, Mollusca, Bivalvia, Ostreida, Ostreidae. The transcript is spliced from 2 exons. The annotation marks the transcript as partial.